AUGAAUCAGUUCACUGAUGAGAAUAGUUUGAAUCAGCUGAGGGACUUUGCCGGCAAGGGAUAUAACAAGACACGCCGCCACGUUCUUCUUGGCCAGGCGCUGUUGAAUAGCAUGGUCUCUAUCCAAGGUCAGGCAGCGUUUGUGAUUUGCACCCGUCUUCCUGUGGUGAGUGAGAUGAAUAGGGUUCACCAAUUCUUGGGUACUCUCGAAAAACCCGAAGGCUUCGACGAUUUGGAAGAUGAUGACCACGAUGCUGAUGUCGACUUCGAAGAUUAUUUUGAUCCGUUCAACGAAGACGAGCUUAUGGACGAGUGA
Seminavis robusta is the source of this 315-nucleotide messenger RNA. NCBI's taxonomy places the organism in Eukaryota, Bacillariophyta, Bacillariophyceae, Naviculales, Naviculaceae. The record is from the annotation of a GenBank genome assembly.